AUGCGAUCCAACGCUCUUCUUGGCCUCGCUGCCUUCGGCACAGUUGCCUCAGCCUUCUCACUCCCCGCCAACCUCAAGACCAUCUACGACAACCACAAAUCCGGAACGUGUGCCAAGAAAUUGUCGGGCACUUUUAGUGGUGGAGCUUCAUACUGUGGUGACCUUGCCGGUGCUAUCUUCCUCAAGGGAAGUUCUGGCAACUAUGACAACCUCGACAUCGAUUGUGAUGGUGCCAACAACUCGGCUGGUGCUUGUGCCAACGAUCCCAGUGGCCAGAGCGAAACUGCCUUCAAGGAUACCGUGAGAACAUUCGGCAUUUCUGAUCUCGAUGCCAAUAUUCACCCGUACGUCGUCUUCGGCAAUUCGGGCAGCAGCCCCUCUUUCAACCCCCAGUCAUCCGGCAUGCAGCCGCUUAGUGUCAUGGCUGUUGUGUGCAAUAACCAAGUUUUCUAUGGUAUCUGGGGUGAUACCAACGGUGGCACCUCCACCGGAGAAGCUUCCCUUGCUUUGGGUAAGCUUUGCUUUCCUAACGAGGGCCUUAGCGGUGAUAACGGCCAUGAUCCCAAGGACGUUUUGUUCAUUGGAUUCACUGGCUCCGGAGCUGUGCCAGGCAAGAGCGGUGCAAACUGGGCGGCCAAGAACACCAAUGACUUUGAGAACAGUAUCAAGGCAUUGGGAGACAGGCUUGUUGCUGGCCUCAAGGCUUAA
Messenger RNA from Trichoderma harzianum CBS 226.95, 708 nucleotides. Its product is annotated as glycoside hydrolase family 75 protein. The transcript is spliced from 3 exons. The record is from RefSeq and is a predicted model, not a curated record. NCBI's taxonomy places the organism in Eukaryota, Fungi, Ascomycota, Sordariomycetes, Hypocreales, Hypocreaceae. Bases 1 to 708 code for a protein of 235 amino acids. Gene Ontology annotation, molecular function: chitosanase activity.